Messenger RNA from Oryzias melastigma (Indian medaka), 1913 nucleotides. Its product is annotated as insulin receptor substrate 2-A. Lineage: Eukaryota; Metazoa; Chordata; Actinopteri; Beloniformes; Adrianichthyidae. Bases 177 to 1769 code for a protein of 530 amino acids. The record is from RefSeq and is a predicted model, not a curated record. Gene Ontology annotation, molecular function: insulin receptor binding; phosphatidylinositol 3-kinase binding. The transcript has 6 exons. Gene Ontology annotation, biological process: insulin receptor signaling pathway. Gene Ontology annotation, cellular component: cytosol; plasma membrane.
CUUCUCCACAGCAGUGUUGGUUUUUACAAGCAGCUCCUGAACGCCACGCUGAUUUAGCACCUGAUGCAAUCAAACCUGCAAACAGAUGCAUGGUGUGUUUGUGCUGCACGCAGACGGACAGGCGGGAUGUGCACUUGAGCCUCCUGGUUCUGCUGGUCUGAGCUCGGCUCACCAACAUGGCUGAAGGACCCGACGAGGCCUCCCUGCUCCUCCCCCCCUGCCCCUCCCCCCCUCAGCCUCCGUGGACUCUCUCGGAACCAGAGAGAGCCUCUGAAGGCCCCCUAGUCCAGCAGUCGUCCUCCGGCUUCUAUGAGGAGCUCUUCUGGAGCCUCCAGGCUCCCGUCCCUCUGGCUGGAGCCCUCGCGUCCUCCGGGCCGCAGAGCGACGUGGUGAAGCAAGGCUACCUGGGGAAGCUGGAGAGGAACCACAGGAGAUACUUUGUGCUGAGAGCGGGGAGUCACACCGGGCCGAGUCGACUGGAGUGGUACAGGAACCGAGACAAGUUCACAGCGGCGGAGAAAUCGGCUGGGAGGACGGCGCCGUUCGGAUGCAGCAGACCAGGAGCCAUCUAUCUGCGCUGCUGCCUCGGCGUCAGCCGUAUCGGGGACUCCCGCAGGGGUCACACGGUGGAGCUGUACGCCAAAGACCACACCUUGGUGCUGCUGGCGGAGGACCGGCAGCAGAACCAGGACUGGUACGUGGCCAUCAAGACCCUGAUGGAGGAGGAGCAGAGAGACGAGGAGCACGGAGGAGGGGCUGAUGAAGAAGACGAUGGGUACUUCACCCUCCCCCCCGGAGCCUUCUUCAAAGAGGUGUGGCCCGUCACGGUGAAGCCUCGCGGUCUGGGCAGCUCCAAACCCCUCACCGGGGAGAACCGGCUCUGCCUCACCGCCACCUCCCUGGUCUUGGUCCGACUGGGAGCCGAUACGGAGCUGCCGUCCGUCACCAUCCCUCUGCUGAGCGUCCGCAGGUUCGGACACCUGGACGGCCUGUUCUACUUGGAGCUGGGCCGGUCGGCGCCCGGCGGGCCCGGGGAAAUCUGGAUGGAAGCGAAGCAGCAAGCCCUCGCCCAGCAGAUCCACGAGUCCAUUCGGGAGACGGUCCGGGCCCUGCGAGCCCUGCCGGACCUGGCCGGGUCGCCGGCCUCCAGACCCAGCCAGCACCCGGGCCUUCUGGCCUCAAAGCGCUGCCGACCCAAACCCAGAGGCAGGCUGGGGAAUGUGAGAACCUCAGACCCGCAGACGAGCCCCGCCCACAGUCACCUGAGGUCCAAUGAGAGCGACGACAGCAAGCAGGACUCCUCCACCUCUGACCUCAGUCCCUCCAGAGCCCACCAGGGCCCGACAGCCUUCAAGUUGCACAGCUGGGGCUCGUCAGAGGGGGAGGAGCUGCUGGGGUACAUGGUCAUGUCCCCCCAGGCCGGGAUCAAACCCUCGGCUCCGCCUCAGGAUGACUACGUCACCAUGGAGAGCCCGCAGAGGCUGGAGCGGACGGCGUGCUCCUCCUCCUCCUUCUCCUCCUCCCUUCAGACGGCCUUCAGCAGCCUCACCUGCGACAGCCCGUCGUCUCUGCAUGCCGUCAGCAUUCGCUCUCCGCUUUCUCCGGUUCCUGGUGAGGCUCCGAGGAGCUCCGGCUGCUCUCCUGCUCGGGUUUGGAGGACGUCCUGCAGAUCAGGUCUGCCAGACCCCGAUCUCCUCCAGUCUGCGGUGAGACGAUCCUGGCUGCCGCCGUGUUUCCUGUCGUGUCUGAAAGGUGGAGACAGAAGAUGACGGCGGGAGACGGCUCAGAUCCACCUGCAGACCCGAAGCUCCGGGCGUUCCUCACCUGGACUCCUCCUGGGGCCUGAAGAUCAGAAGUUCUGCAGCUUUCAGAAACGGGAAAAAAUAAAGUUCAUGCUCUUGACAAUCUCCAGA